CACUCCUUGCUUAUAUGGAUGCAUUCAAACGGAUAGUCCACAUGUAUUCAUGCUUAUGCAUAUCCGUGAAUACGUAACCAGGUAAUCGUUUUGUUUGUGUUUUUUAAUUUUUUGUAUGAAAGCAGUUCGGGUCUUUCAGGACCAGUAUAACUUUGACUAAAACAGGAGAGUUGACUAAAUACAUGUUCCGUUAUGCUCCUCGCCUGCAUAUUUAUGCCAAUCUUGUUUGCAUGGACAACUGGUAUUAAUGGAAAACAGAGCGUACACUAACGAUUUCGAACGAAUUUUCACCAAAUUAAUUUUUUUCUUUUAGUUUGAAAUAUUCCAAGACGCAGGAGAGGAUUCAAUGUGAAAAACCGUGUUUUCAUUUUCAAAUCGCACGCUUUUAAAGCAGGUGGUGCAAUAUUUUUUAGCUUUGAACAAGAUAAAUAUCUCAUUGUGGUGUGCCUAGUCCUAUAAAUAUUUAAAAAAAUGUUAAAGCUUAUUUUACUUAUGGCCAUGGGCUUAGGCGCUAUCUAUAUGGUUCACUUGCUUGCGCAGGACUAUAACAGAAUUCGGCAACCGGUCGCUGCAGCCGCCCGAGCAAUUGUAAGUGCUAGUAAUCCGAUAACUCGUGCGAAGCGAGAUAGCUAUGCAGAAGAUGCCAAAGUUCAUAAUUGGUUACAUCCAACUAUAAAAAACAUGACAAACACAACCACCCUCAAUAUUGACUGGAAAAUCAUUCUGUCACGCGACCCAUUCGAAUGUCUGCAAUCGCUGAUAUGCCAACUGAUGGCAGGCGCAGAAAAUCGUUCAUAUGAGGCCAAGUUGCUAAUGGAAUUUCUCGAAAAAACGGUAGUCUCUGCUCCAGUGGAAAUUCGAUUAGCCUUUAGUAGAGGAUUAGCCCUGCGGAAAUCUACAGAGAGCUGCUACAAUGUAUAUCCUUUUUGCGUAUACUCUGCGAAAACCAUGUUAAGAGUUUUGAGAUGGUUUGCGGAUUCGCCAAUAGAAGAAACCCCUUAACUUGAUACACAA
Molecule: messenger RNA, 1014 nt
Organism: Zeugodacus cucurbitae (melon fly)
Lineage: Eukaryota; Metazoa; Arthropoda; Insecta; Diptera; Tephritidae
Exons: 2
Coding region: 472-1002 (176 amino acids)
Source: RefSeq, a predicted model, not a curated record